GGUUAUUUUUGGGAGACAGCGGCCCAAACCACUCCAGUUAGUCACAGCCCUUCUGUGGGACAAGCGCUCGGGCAGCCACAUUUUGGUAAAAUACUGAGGGAAAGCAACGCUUGCAAAUACGGAUCUCACGCUUCAGGGCGCACUAUCUCAAUAUCGCCGCUGUGAGCGGGACGGCUCAGCCGAAAAAACGGCAUUAGUGUGGAGGAAGGUGGCGGGCGGGGACGUGCGGGACGUGGGGCCGCCUCCCGCCAUGCCCGGCGCGGAGCACGCUGGGAGCUGUAGUCCGGAGGCCGCAGGGCCCGGCUCUCUCCGUUCUCCCGCCGCCGUCCUUUGCCCGAGGAACGCGGCGGCUGCGCUCGGUCCCUAACCGGGCAUGCAGCGGCUGCUGCGGCGGCUUCUCCCCACGUUCUCCCCACCGCGGGCGGCGGCGGCCCGCGUCCUCCUCGCACGGCGGGUUGUGCCCGCGCCCCCCCGCCUCAUGGCGCUGCGGCCGGCGGCAGCGGCGGGAGGGGUCGGUAGCGGCGGGGAGACCUCCCGCGGAGUCGGCGCGAUCCCGGAGGACGAUGGGCUGGAAAAUGUACAGCAAAAGAAAAUCUCUGAAGAGAAUAAGAAAUGGACACAACAGAGAAAAGAGCCAUGUCCUGCUGAUUUGGUAGAAUCUCUGAUGGCAGAAAUGCCAUUUGUCGACACAGAUAUUGAAGAUGAAUUUGUUAUGCAUGCAACCUCUGAAAUAAAUAUGAAAAAGAAAAGAAAGAGGGUUACUGGAAAAGAAAUUGAAGAAGGCAGUGAGAGAAAGAAGAAAAAGAAAAAAACAUAUCAGCCGAAUUAUUUCAUUUCUCUUCCAAUUACUAAUCCAAAGAUUACUAGUGGCAUUCAGGCUGUCCAAGAUGCAAUAACGCAAAAGGAUCAAAGGCUUUCCAAAGCAAUGGUUCACACUGGCUCGUUGCACGUCACCAUGUUAGUGAUGCAUUUAUCCAAUGAAGAAGAAAUUAGCAUAGCAGUUGGUGCUCUUUCAGACAGCAAGGAUUUUGUGGAAGAUCUCCUGAAAGGAAAAACUGUGGAUUUGUCUUUUCAAGGAAUUGAUCACUUCAAAAAUCAAGUUGGAUUUGUGAAGUUGGCAGAAAAUGAUAAUACAACUACACUUACGGAAAUUGCAGAGACUAUAAAGAAGAAAUUUCAAGAAAAGGGCAUCUUGGCAGGAGAAGAAAGAGCUUUUAAACCACAUCUGACCUUCAUGAAGUUGUCAAAAUCAACACAGCUACGUAAGCAGGUGAAAAAAAUUGACUCAAGCCUGUAUGAAGAUUUUAAAAGCCAUUAUUUUGGAGAUGAAAUCCUGCACCGCCUAGAUCUUUGCUCCAUGUUGAAAAAAAAGCAACCAAAUGGUUACUACUACUGUGAGUCCUCUAUUGUUUUUGGAAAGAGCCAUGAAGCAGACUUAGUAAAGGAAGCUUUGCACAGAGAAACACACGCCCUGUUAUCUAGACUGACUCAGAUAAAGGAGCUGUUAUCCAGUUCUGAUAUCCGCAUGAAAAUUAGGAAAGAACUGUUUGAAGACAGUCACAACUCUCACAGUAAAUGGAAAAGUAUUGACUCUGGGUCUCCAAAUGCAUGACUGUAAAUUGCCAUGAUGUAAAAUGUCAUCGGGUUGUUUUUAAAGACAAAAAAUAUUUCUUCAAGAAAUCUUCCUUUCUGGUUAUUUUUUACUGAAAAUAUGAAUGGGUAUAAAUGGCUCAUGAGGAAUCAUGCUGAAAUACUUGCACGGGAGGAGUAUAUUUCAUAAUGAUGAAGUACAGCCACUCCUCAGCACUGCUUUGAAACAUGCUUGAAUGUGCAGAUAUAUGUCAUGACUCCAAAGUGGAAAAAUACUGGUUUCAAAUAAGUCUGAGCAAACACUGUGCCCUUCCUUUAUUACUGCAGAUAAUACUGUUUUUUCUCGUACAUCGUUUCCCUCACAAUGAUAUACAAAUAUUAAAAAAUGGAUGCUUUUAAAUACUGUAAAAUGUAUAUUUGAAAAAAACUCUUUAAUUACCUGCCUUUUGGAUAUGUACUGGGAUUUUGGGUUAGCACUGUCUUGUUUUUAUUUUUUUUUUUUAACAGCACUUGAAUACUCGUAUAGAUGCUGACAUGUUGUUUCUGCUGAUGUUUACACUAAUGCAAGAAUGUUUUAAAUUUCAGAAUGAGAUUCAGGCUCCACUGAUCUCAAUGGGAGACUUUCAUUGGCUUUAAUGGAGUCAGGAUGCUGCAAUUAAAAUUUCUUGUGAAAACAAUAUUCCUUGGGAUAAUAGUUACCUUUUUACUUUUGUAGAACAGUGUUUUUCGUCUGUUCUUUUUGAUGAUUUCUCCAUCUCUACCUUCUGCUGAGUGAGGUGGGGUGUCAGUUUGCUGUCAUUGUUCCCUCCACACACCUGCAAGAUUCACUGAAGCUUUGGAUGUACAACAAUGCAAGAGUAGGUCCAAUAUUUGCAUUUUUUAUAAACAUUGUUUAAAAUUGCCUCUGCUCAUAAAAGCUGUAUAAUAUAUGUUGUAACUGGUAUCAGAAUCAUGCUGUUAGAACAGCUGUGUGCAUAUUCUUCAUUGGUCUCAAGCACUGGUCAUUUCUCAUGCGUCAGAGAUUUUUUUCCCAUUUGAUAUAUAACAGUAUAUUCUGAAAUACAUCUCACACAUGCCAUGUUCACAAUAAAGUAUGUAUGUUUUUA
Phalacrocorax carbo (great cormorant) is the source of this 2696-nucleotide messenger RNA. Lineage: Eukaryota; Metazoa; Chordata; Aves; Suliformes; Phalacrocoracidae. The record is from RefSeq and is a predicted model, not a curated record.